This is a messenger RNA of Stylonychia lemnae, 1182 nucleotides long. The record is from the annotation of a GenBank genome assembly. NCBI's taxonomy places the organism in Eukaryota, Ciliophora, Spirotrichea, Sporadotrichida, Oxytrichidae.
AUGACUGUGACAUCACAGGUUGAGUCUGUUAGUUAAAUGAAAGAAGAACUCAAUCUUCAAACUUAGCUGGUUGAAUAAUACGAAUAGAGAUUUAUUUAGCUUAGAGACAUAAUAGAAAAAAGGGACCGAGAAACUAAAUCUAAAAUUAAUGAAUAAGAUUAGGCGAUUUAGGAUUUAACAUUUAAACUAUAAAAGUAGUAGAACCUUGCGUAGCAACUUGAGUAAGAAAGGUCAAAUAUGAGUACUCAGUUAAAAGACGCCACUUGGAGUAAAGAUUAAGAAGGCAAAAAAUAUUAACGAGAGAUCAAUCGACUCAAAGAACUAAAUAUUGAAGAGCAAUAGGAUUACUAGAUUUAGAUUUCUAAUCUCAAAAAUGAGAUUACAUAAAAGCUGAAUCAAGAAAUUUAUGAUAAGAACUAGGAUAUAAUCAGGAUAGAAUCAUCUUACAUUGAAAGACUUAAUGAAUUAGGAAAUGAAAUAAAUAUGCUUAUGGACUAACUCAAGAGUAAAGAGAUGGUGAUUUAGGAAUAAAGAACUAAAAUAAAUGAACAAGCAAGAAAAAUAGAUGAUUUUAUGAUUCAGUCAGUUAAGUUGAAGAAUGAUGGCUAGUCAUAGGCAAUGGAUUUAGAGAUUUAACUAAGCCGUUUAAGGACCGAUAAAGAGCAUGGAGAUUAGCAAAAGAUGGAAAUGAUUUAAGAUCUUUAAAAGCAGUUAUAAGAGGUUACUUUAAAUAAGGAUAGAGUAGAGUAGGAAAUGAAACUUGUGAUUGAUAAAUUACUUUAUGAUUAGCAGGUUACUCAACAAAAACAUGAUAUGGAGAUUUAAAAAUUCUAAACGUAAACAGGGCAUAAUUUAUAGCAUCUCUAAGAUAUGCUUUUGAUACAGUAGACUGAGAAUGAUAGAUUAAGGUAAGAAAAUGACUUGAUGCAGAAGACUCUACAUGACCAGGAUGAGAUGAGCAGAAGAGAAAUGGAGGAAAUGCAGACAUACUCCAAAAAUGUGACUAAUAAUUAUGAGAAAUAGCUAAAGGAGUUUAAGAUGUAAUUGUAAUAUAAGAACAAGGAGAUAUUAAAUUUAAGAGAGGAGGCUCAUGAAUGUUAAAAGCUAAUCGAGAAUAAAAAUAAGGAGAUCGAGAGGAUUAAAUACUAAGCUUAGAAUGAUGAGUAUUUAUAUGAUUAGUGA